This is a messenger RNA of Eucalyptus grandis, 830 nucleotides long. Its product is annotated as FCS-Like Zinc finger 17. The record is from RefSeq and is a predicted model, not a curated record. Bases 295 to 678 code for a protein of 127 amino acids. The transcript is spliced from 2 exons. Lineage: Eukaryota; Viridiplantae; Streptophyta; Magnoliopsida; Myrtales; Myrtaceae.
ACGGACGUGCAGAUUUGAUAUGUUGUAGGCCGACGUGUAUGUCCUGUUGUCCUAGUUUGACGAAAUGCACAUGUUUCAUGUCGGCUUCUUGUCGUCGGGGUUGAAACUUGCUCCCGAGUGACUGCGACGUGAAUCUGUCGAGAUGGGUCGAUGGAUUUGGUCGAAGUCGCCAUUCCGCUCUUCAUCUGCUCCGUGUAUAUGAUAUUGAUGGGUGGAAAUGCAGAGUGUUCCUGAUAUCCAUCUCUCUCUCUCUCUCUCUCUCUUUCUCUCAUCAGGACAUCUUCAAAGAAGGGCAUGAUACCAAUGGCCGAAGUAGGUCUCAGAAUAAUCCUCGCUCAGAUAAUUUCCAAGACCAACCAGUCCAACCGCAUCCUGGUGAAGCCCUCGCUCAUCUCAACUCAAAUCGGUAAAUCUUCAUCUGCCCUACCGCCGCCACCAUCGAACACAGCCCGUUGUUGUAUCUGCGACGCGGAUUGCUUCCUUAAAUCCUGCCAUCUAUGCCAGAAGAGAUUAAGCCCCCACAAGGAUAUCUACAUGUACAGGGGUGAUGAAGGUUUUUGCAGCGUGGAAUGCAGGGAAAGGCAGAUCGUAAUUGACGAGAUGACAGAAAUGGAGAUGAUGGCGAGAGCUUCGUCUGCUUCUUCCACCAACUGGAAAUCACUGCUGCGACGCUCGUGAUGGAAUCAGUCAAGUCACAGGAUCCGCCAUUUUCAAAGAACCCACCGAGCCCUGUCCUUUCAAAUCAUCACCAACUGUUAUUUUCUCGUUCUUUUCUAGGCUUUGCAAGCGCAGUUUUGACCAGACUAUCUGACUCUUAGAUUCGUUUCUAA